This is a messenger RNA of Oldenlandia corymbosa var. corymbosa, 1886 nucleotides long. The record is from the annotation of a GenBank genome assembly. Lineage: Eukaryota; Viridiplantae; Streptophyta; Magnoliopsida; Gentianales; Rubiaceae.
GUCGACCGUCCCAUGUCUUUACUUUUAAAUUAAUAAUUAAAUCGAAAGUCAAGCAAAAUGUAUUUCUUGCAAGCAAAAUCAUGAAUGACAUCAUCUUAAAACUGGGGGAACCCUCUUUGAAGCUGCCUAUUUAAUUUUGCUUGACCGAGCUAGGCACUGCCAACCCCACACGUUUAUUUAUUUUUUUGAUAAGAAAAGUCUACCCUUAUUGGUAUUGCCCCCAGUUCCCACGCCCCCCAAACCCAAACAGGCCUUUUCUUCUACUAUAUGUAAUCAAAAGAACAUUAUCAUUUACAAAUUUUAAAAAAAAAGGAAAAAAAAAACUUAUUCGUCAUUAAUCUCCUCUCCUGUCCCAACCCUCCCAAAUCAUCAUCAUCUAUAUUUGUUCAUGAUAUUUCAUUCUUCUUUCUAGGUUUUAGGCUUGCAGAUAGAUUAACAAUUAGAACCUAUAUCCCGUUAUGGACAAAGAACAAGAAGAAGUUCAAUAUCUAGGAUUCUUUGGCAUAUUCAAAGAAUCAUUCAAUAUUGUCCCAGCUUGGAGAUCAAUUUUCAGCCAAAUUUCAUUGGUUUUGAUCUUCCCUCUAUCCUUCAUCUACCUAGCCCACAUCCAAAUCUCUCAAUACCUUUUCUCAAACAUUGUUGCUGAUGAAUACAUCCUGGAUAGAGUCCCCGAAGGGACUCCCACCUAUAAUUCCAUUUCCGAUGUCCUCUCCUCGGAAUGGACCACAUUCUUGUUGUUCAAAAUCGGUUACUUUGUGUUCUUCAUCGUCUUAACCCUUCUUUCCACGUCGGCCGUGGUCUACACGAUUGCAUGCAUUUACACGGCCAAAGAUAUAACGUUCAGAAAAGUCAUGAGCGUGGUUCCAAAAGUUUGGAAACGGCUCAUGUCCACGUUUUUAUGGAAUUUCAUCAUCGUUUUCGCCUACAACCUCGUGGCCAUAUUGGUUCUCGCGAUUUUCGUCCUCAUAAUUCCACAAGGGGUGUUUUUGGUCCUCGUUGUUAUGAUUAUUCUGAUGGUGUAUUUAGCUGGAUUUGUGUACAUAAGCGUCAUUUGGCAUCUCGCAAGUGUGGUUUCGGUUUUGGAAGAGAGGUAUGGCCUAAAUGCGAUGAUCAAGAGCCAUGAUUUGAUCAAGGGCAAAAUGGGAAUUUCGACCGCGAUGUUCGUGAUUUUCGGCUUGUGUUUCUUUGGGAUUCAAAUCGGGUUUCAAUGGUUUGUUGUUCUUGGAAAUGGAGGUGGGCUUUUCUGGAGAUUUGGGUAUGGAGUUCUGUGCCUUACACUGCUUUCCAUGUUGAUCCUGUUUGGUCUGAUUAUUGAGACAAUUAUCUACUUCAUCUGCAAAUCUUACCACCAUGAGAACAUUGACAAGUCUUCGUUGUCGGAUCAUCUUGAAGUUUACCUUGGAGAAUAUGUACCUUUGAAGUCAAAGGAUGUACAAUUAGAGCAUUUUGAGGUGUGAUUAUUGUACGGAAGCUAUAUAGGUAUAUACAAAUUUGUUCGUUAAUUAAGUCGUAUGAUUAGGGGUUUAGGAUGUUAUAUCAUCAUCAAUGUAGUUUUGUACUAAAUCAAAUUACAUGGGAAUGUGACAAGGGGUACAUGAUACAUGAAUCCCUCUUUAUUUGGUUAAUUACCAGGAGAAAGGUAAUUACAUUGUAUCAUGAUGCUAAAAGAACAUGCAUUUUUUUUCUUUUUAUCAUGAGAUAUAUAAUUUUACGAAGCUGUUAUUGAAAUAAUGAAAAAACCUGGACUUCUAGCUUUUAACUUUACAACAACUAAUAUCUACAAAUAUUAUUUUGGCAUUGAUCUAUUUUUUAUUUUCUUUUUCUGAAAUAAAUUCGAACUUGUUCUCCUAAUUACUAUAAACUACUAAUAUUGUAUUAAGUUUUAU